Thlaspi arvense is the source of this 1332-nucleotide messenger RNA. NCBI's taxonomy places the organism in Eukaryota, Viridiplantae, Streptophyta, Magnoliopsida, Brassicales, Brassicaceae. The record is from the annotation of a GenBank genome assembly.
AUGGCGAUCGAUGAAACCAAAAGCUAUUUGUAUAAUAAAUUAUGGAGGUUAUGUGCUGGACUUUUGGUUGGUCUUCCAAAAUUUGGAGAAAAAGUUUAUUACUUUCCUCAAGGACAUAUAGAGCAGCUUGAAGCAUCUACAAAUAAUGAGUUGGCCCAAAUACAACCACUUUUUAAUAUUCCUUCAAAGCUUCCAUGCAAUGUUAUUGGAAUUAAGCUAAAUGUAGAAAAAUAUACAAAUGAAUUGUAUGCCGAAGUGGCUUUGCUGCCAGAUACAGUUGAAGUUGGAAUCCCUAUUCCAAAUAGAAAUCAAGAAAAUCUACAAUUUUAUUACUUCACCAAAGUUUUAAGUGUUUCUGAUACAAGUCCACAUGGUGGAUUAUCGGUUCUAAGAAAACAUGCUCUUGAAUGUCUUCCCCCUUUGGAUAUGUCUCAUCCUACUCCAACUCAAGAAAUAGUUGCCAAAGAUCUACAUGGCCGUGAAUGGAGAUUUAAACAUAUAUUUAGAGGUGCACCGCGUAGGCAUCUUUUCACAACUGGAUGGAAUGCAUUUGUGACCGCAAAUCAUUUGGUCGCUGGAGACUGUUUUAUAUUUCUUAGAGGAGAAAAUGGGGAGACGCUAAUUGGAGCUCGAAGAGUAGCUCAUCGAGACGACAACAUACCUUCGUUACUUAUUUCUUCACAUACUAUAUACCAUGGAGGUAUAGCCGUAGGGAGAACAGUGGAUUUAACUGUUCUUGGUGGAUACAAUGAGUUGAUCGACGAGUUAGAGAAACUCUUUGAUCUUAAAGACAAAUUGCGUAUACAUAAUCAAUGGGAAAUAAUUUUCACAGACGAUGAAGAAGAUAUGAUGCUGGUCGGAGAUGAUCCAUGGCCUGAAUUUUGCAACAUGGUGAAGAAAAUAAUGAUAUGCCCAAAAGAGAAGGUGAAGAUAAUGAAAUCAUGGACACGACAAUUCUUCCAAAGUACACCGCGUAGGCAUCUUUUCACAAUUGGAUGGAAUGCAUUUGUGACCGCAAAUCAUUUGGUCGCUGGAGACUGUUUUAUAUUUCUUAGAGGAGAAAAUGGGGAGACGCUAAUUGGAGCACGAAGAGUAGCUCAUCGAGACGACAACAUACCUUCGUUACUUAUUUCUUCACAUAUUAUAUACCAUGGAGUAAUAGCUUCGGCAAUGAAUGCUAUUGAUACCAAAAGUAUGUUUACUGUGUUUUAUAAGCCAAGGUCAAGCCAGUUCAUUGUAAGCUUUGACAAAUUUUUAGAUGCAGUGAACAACAAGUUCAAUAUAAAUUCAAGAUUUACCAUGUUGUUUGAGGAUGAUGACUUUAAUGAAAAA